Messenger RNA from Ylistrum balloti, 1722 nucleotides. RefSeq names its product divergent protein kinase domain 1C-like. NCBI's taxonomy places the organism in Eukaryota, Metazoa, Mollusca, Bivalvia, Pectinida, Pectinidae. The transcript has 3 exons. Bases 1 to 1233 code for a protein of 410 amino acids. The record is from RefSeq and is a predicted model, not a curated record.
AUGAAGAUCCCUCGCUGGCAACCACGGAGGUUUCUGAAGUUGACCUGCCUUUUUUUGACACUUUGUGUGAUAGUCUUGAUUAUCAACACAUUGAAGACUGUGUGGGAGGAUAACAAGUGUUCUGUGAAGGAGUCAUAUACACUGUUGGAUGAUGUGUGUCAGCGCUACAGGGACCAUUCUGUGGCUGGUAACCUGUGUAAUGACUUGUGUGAAAUGCAAAGCAUCAGAUUUGUGAAGUGUACCAACUAUCGUCGUGGUAAAAAGGUGUUGAUCAUGGAAUGUGAUGGAGCAUGUGAAGCAGGGGAGACAAUCAAAAUUGUUAUGAAGACCAAACACAGAGUAGAGGAGGAAGAAUAUGAUCGUUUAGUUUUACCUUUGAAUGAGGAUGGUACCGUUUCUAAGGAUGGAAUAAAAAUGGCUAAAAUUCUGAUGAUAAACAAGGCUUUUGGUGAUAUGCAUUUUACUGUGACAUCCAAACAAAACAUUUUCUCAGAACUUUGGUCGAUGGACUAUGAUCAGUUUGUAAAAUCUGCAACGUUCAAAAAUGCUGACCAUGUUGCCUUACUGAGUAUCUGGUCCUUGCUACAGCAGGAUGAAUAUUUGUUCAUGAAGAUAUAUCAAAACUUGCCAUAUAUUCCUUAUCUUUAUGGUACUUGUGGGGAGUUCUAUUUUAUGGAGUAUGCUCCACCUGGAGAUAUUCUUAGUCCAGGGUUCUUUGCGAAGUCUUCUUGGUCCAAGCGAGCUGAUGCAGCAUUAAAACUAAUGGAUAUCGCACAAUCACUUGAUAAUGACUUUUAUCAAGCCAUGCAUUUCUGUGAUAUAAAAGUAGAUAAUUUUGGUGUAGGUAUGGACUUGAAAGUUAAAAUCUUGGACUCGGAUUCACUGUUUUUUGAUGAAAAAAUGUCUUUGAAUUUAAGAGGUUCAUGUACUGAUCAUUUUGCUUGUGACUUUUUUGACUGUCGAGGAUGGUGUGCUGUUCAGAACAAAACUUGUAAUGGAAGAAGGUUUAACAACAACUUACAGAAUAUUUGUGAGGACAUCUUCAUUGACAGACCACCCAACUUUUUCCGUGGAUUGUUGCAUGAUGCUCCACCUGCAAUUGCUGGUGAGCUGGCCUCAGUAUUGCAGGAUUGUGCUUAUCCAAACCAUAAUAUGGGUGAGGUUGUAAGGGCCCCAACAUCUACUGAAAUCAUGGAAAAACUUUACAAAUUGCUUCAGACCAGAACAGACUGAGAAAAUUUACUUAGGUACUUUCAUCAAAUUUGAUAGGAAUAUUCAGUAUACCAGUCUACAUCAUGAGUAGAACAAAAUAUCAAACACCAACAACCUACAACUUGAAACAAAUAUGAUUAUCUGCCCUUUUCUGAAAUAACAUUUAAGUGGAGGAGGUUAAGCAUUCACCUUGUGUGCCAUUAACUUUAUUUAUUUUACUUAAUUUUAUUAUAUGUGCCUGAUAUCCGCUGUUACAGCCUUUCAGUACACAGGAGGUUUGACUUAAUGUCCCUGAUGUUCAGGUCAGAGUGGGUAUCGUUAGUUAUCCUGUGUCAUACAGUUUUAAUUUGAUGUUUAAAUGUACAAGUGAAAGUGCAAGAUUUAAUCCCCCCCCUACUUUUUAAUGCCUUCUGGUUUUGCCAAACUUUGGCCUUCUUAAAGUCCUUCUUCACUUUGCUGGUGGUAUCUGACUGCUGGAACUAUUAAUUAAUCCAACUAUAACAACACACU